This is a messenger RNA of Bacidia gigantensis, 1278 nucleotides long. RefSeq lists its product as uncharacterized. The coding region runs from base 1 to 1278 and encodes 425 amino acids. Lineage: Eukaryota; Fungi; Ascomycota; Lecanoromycetes; Lecanorales; Ramalinaceae. Gene Ontology annotation, cellular component: eukaryotic 43S preinitiation complex. Gene Ontology annotation, molecular function: translation initiation factor activity; ribosomal small subunit binding; RNA binding. Gene Ontology annotation, biological process: translational initiation. The record is from RefSeq and is a predicted model, not a curated record. The transcript has 10 exons.
AUGUCUAUAAAGAAGGAUAUGCGAAGACCAGAGCUCGGUACAUCCCUCUUGAGCUUUUGUAACUGGUAUGGAUCGUUCCUGACGAAUCUUGUUACAGUUAUCCCAUACAAAGAUACCGCAAAAGACAAGACAGAAGGCGGCGACGUCGCGUCUACAAUGUCGACCACUCUACCAAUGGUUGCAAUGUUCACUAGAAACAAGCAUGAUGAUUGCCUGGGCAUCAACCUUGCUGCUCGUGCACAAGUCUCGUUGCUAGAGCUGCCUACUCGACCAUAUCUCCUUGCAAACAUCUCCGCAGAGACAACGGGUUUUAUGUCCAUCGAAAAUCUCAAAACCUUCGACCCCUUCGCCGAAGCCGACGAAGACACAGGCGAAACCAAGCAGAGCCAGAAUUAUAUCCAUAUCCGAAUUCAGCAACGUAAUGGUCGUAAGACCUUAACGACCGUGCAGGGCCUGCCAAAGAAGUUCGACCAGAAAAAGAUUCUCAAGGUGAUCAAGAAGAAGUUCGCUUGCAAUGGAACCAUUGUUAACGACACCGAAAUGGGGGAAGUGAUUCAGCUUCAAGGCGAUCAACGCAAGGAUGUCCAGGAAUUCCUGGUCGAUAAAAAGGAUGGACUAGAGCUUGACGCCAAAACCAUUAAGAGGGAGGCUCGACAGGACCCUAAUGCCAUUCCAGAGGAGAAGUUCCCUCACGAUAUGGGGCUCUUCCAAGGUAAAAUCUUGGCCAACUCCAAAGCUGUACCAAACGUCUCAUCAAACCUUGCAGGCACACUGAUAAUGCCUACUGGCUCGCGAAAACCCUCGCUGUUCUUUUCGCCUUCCAAACGAGCAAAGCUUGAAUGGGGCGAUGUGGCAGCCAUUGAAGAGAUGUGCUGCGAGGGCCUCAAGGGCCAGCUGGAGAAACAAUUUGUUGCCCGCUCACGCAAGGAGAGAGUUCAAUGGGACGUGAAAUAUGUUGGACUCUCUCAGGUUCGCGUCGUAAGCAACCGAGGUAGUAUGCUACCUCGCAAGAACUCGGCGCUACGCCAAGCAGUGGUGAGGAUUCGCUCUCAGCAAAAUUUGCUACGAUCGAGAGUCGCUGAAAAUGACGGAUCGCAAGUCCUCAAUAAUCGCGAAGGUGGGAGGACAAUGCAAGAGUACUUCGUCUUGCAACGGAGAAUCUUCGAUGGUGUGGAAGGACCUUGGAAGGUCUGGGGUACUACAAAAGAAACCGACAUUAAACAUGUCGUGCCGCAGAAGCAGAAGGCGGAGAUUCUCACGGCGCCACAGCCACUAUGA